AUGUUAUCGGAUUUUUUAGUUUCCCAUCCAGAAAACCCAUUUUUUCAACUAUCACAGUCUGAGUGGGCGGCAGCAACUGCAAAAUAUUCAGAAUUAUUGGAAGAGAAUAAUAUCGAAUACAUUGACAGAUCGGCUUCAGCAUCAAUUCAAGUUGGUAAUGGAGCUUAUUUUGAUAAUGACGCUGUGCUUAGUCAAUUUACUCGCUUGUUCAAAAUGUUGCCGUUCAAGCAAGCAUAUAAAAAUAAGGUUAUAAUUAUUAUAGUCGAUAAUGCACGCACACACAGUGCUAAAGAAUUUUCAUUAGAAGAUUUUGGUAUGAAACCAGGUACCCGUUGCCCCAUUGAUCAAAUUCUAUACAACGGUGAGAUGGGGCAACAUCAAAAACUUGACUGCUGUUUUACCAGUGGCAGACACAAAGGCAAAUCGAAAGGACUUCUCAUUUUAGCGGAAGAACUAAAGAUCCAAGUACCACCUAAAACUAGUUUAGACCAUUUGAAACAAUUAUUAAGUUCUCACAAUGCUUUUCAAAAUAAAUCAAAGCUUGAAACACUUGCAAAACAAUAUGGAGUUAAAAUUAUAUUUUCGCCUAAAUUUGAUUGUGAACUCAAUUGUAUCGAGGGUUUGUGGGCACAUCAAAGACAAUUUGUCAGAAACAGAACAGAUCAAACCUUUCCUACAAUGUUGACGCUUAUUAAAGACUCCAGAAAUAAGUUUAUCGAAAAAAACGAUGCUAUGAAACUACUCAGAAGGUUCUGGCGAACGUUGGAGGCGUAUGAUCGAGGGGAUUCUUAUGAAGAAGUAAUGAAGCUGUAUUUCAGUUCGUUGUGCAAAAAUGGUGUUUAUCAUCGUCGUCGUAUCACAAAUUCAAAUUUACAAGAUUCGGGACAAUAG
This is a messenger RNA of Rotaria socialis, 891 nucleotides long. Lineage: Eukaryota; Metazoa; Rotifera; Eurotatoria; Philodinida; Philodinidae. The record is from the annotation of a GenBank genome assembly.